This is a messenger RNA of Malus domestica (apple), 1445 nucleotides long. RefSeq names its product CAX-interacting protein 4. The record is from RefSeq and is a predicted model, not a curated record. Lineage: Eukaryota; Viridiplantae; Streptophyta; Magnoliopsida; Rosales; Rosaceae.
UCUCGUCUCACCAAACGGUAAUAGUGGGGCAUUAUCGUCCUUUUACCCGAGUAAUAAGAGUGGUGUGCCCUGUGCUGUGACGUGUGCGUCCCUCUCUAUUUAUACAUCCCCAAUCAACAACGCCCAACGCGUAGACGCUUCUGGAAAGCUAAAAGUCAAGCCCUGUCUGUCUCUCUCAUCUCUCAUGGUAGUUUGGAAGAAGAGCUGCAGCUUUGUGCUUUUGACGCUGGACUUUUGGUCUGUAGAGCUGUGGUUUGCUCCAGAUAAGAUGCACUUCCGGUCAUCAUCGUACCAACAUGCAGAUAUUGUGCUGGUUUUUAUAUCUAAAUGGAUGCAACUGGUUGAGGAGAAAAAGAAACGAGCCUGGGAGAAGAAAGAAGCCCCGCUGAAGUGGGAGCAGAAACUAGAAGCUGCUGCAAAGGCAAAAGCCGAUGCCGAAGCCAAAGAGAGGAAGUUGAAAUCUUCAAAGCACAAGAGAAGAUCUGUGUCAGAGUCUGAUAGCAAUAGCGACACUGACAGAAGUGAUGGGAGAAGAAAGUCAAGUAAAAGAACUCACAAGAAGCACGGGAAUCACUCUCACUCUGAUGCAAAUGACAGUGAAGUGAGGAAGGAGAAGAAAUCCAAGCGAAAGCUAAAGAAACAUUCCUCAGGCUCAAGUGAUGAUAGCAGUGAUGAGUAUGAGAGUGAUUACGACGAAGAUAGGAAGAGGAAGAAGAGAAGCCAUAAAAAGCACAGGCAUCAUGAUUCUAGAUCAGAUUCUGGUCCCGAUUCUUCCAGUGAUGAUGAGUAUGAUACAGUGAAGGGAAGUCAUUCGAGGCACCACAAGCACCAUCAGAGGUCAGACUCAGAAUCUUCUGGUUCUUAUAGUGAUGAAGACGAGUGAAGAACCCGAAGGGGUCGUGCCAAGCACCACAAACGCCAGAGACAUUUGAGAUCCGUUUCCCCCGAGUCUAGUUAUGAGGAUGGUGAGGUUAGAAGGAAAGGGUAUGCAAAACACCAUCCACGUCAUAGGCGAUCACGACCGCGUAGCGUUGAUUCAAGAUCAUCAGAGUCUGAUUCCCACAAACGUGACAGAAGGAGCAGAUCUGUGGGGAAGUCAUCGGAUGACAACCGUGAUGAGGCUGACAAACAGUUGAAGCACAGGAGAAGUGGCCAGCAUAGCCAUCAUCAUCACAAGCAUCGUCACCACGAUUCAGAAGAGAGAAAAGAUCACCAUCCUCGGGGUUCAACUGAGCCCAACGGAAAGCACUUAGAAGAUGCUAGAGGAAAAACAGGUGAAUGACAGAUCUUUAAUAUGCGGGUUAUUGCUUUGACCGGAUUGGUCUUCUUUGCCUUCAAUUCUUGAUUGCAGAGAGGGACCUCCCUCCUCUAAGCAUUGCAUUCUCGGUUGCCUGCAUUUGUACCUAAACUUGCUACUUAAAUUCAGAUGCCUUUCCCUUGCUUAA